GUAGUGCUGUGCAGUACGGGUAGUGCACUCGACGGAUAUUGAGACGCGGUGUCUCUCGUGAUGAAAACACGGAAAACGGAAGAGGCUGUCGUGCUCUCGGGGUGAAUCUACAGUCAUCAUGCAGAGUACGGCUAAUUACCUGUGGAUGAUGUCCGACCUGCUGGGUCAGGGGGCCACAGCAAACGUGUACCGCGGUCGACACAAGAAAACAGGCGAUCUGUACGCCGUCAAAGUGUUCAAUAACCUGAGCUUCCUGCGGCCGCUGGACGUGCAGAUGAGGGAGUUUGAGGUGCUGAAGAAACUCAAUCACAAAAACAUCGUCAAGCUGUUCGCCGUGGAGGAGGAGUCCAACACACGUCAUAAGGUGCUGGUGAUGGAGUAUUGCCCCUGCGGGAGUCUCUACACCGUCCUGGAGGAGCCCACCAAUGCGUAUGGCCUGCCGGAGGACGAGUUCCUCAUCGUUCUGCAGGACGUCGUGGCAGGAAUGAAUCACCUGCGCGAGUACGGCAUCGUGCAUCGAGACAUCAAGCCAGGGAACAUCAUGCGUGUGAUCGGAGAUGACGGAUUCUCCGUGUACAAACUCACAGACUUCGGAGCCGCGCGUGAGCUGGAGGACGACGAGCAGUUCGUAUCGCUGUACGGCACAGAGGAGUAUCUGCAUCCAGACAUGUACGAGCGAGCGGUGCUGAGGAAAGACCACCAGAAGAAAUAUGGGGCUACGGUGGAUCUGUGGAGCAUCGGAGUCACGUUUUACCACGCCGCCACUGGGAGCCUGCCAUUCAGACCCUUUGAGGGGCCGCGCAGAAACAAAGAAGUCAUGUAUAAGAUCAUCACAGAGAAGCCCCCCGGUGCUAUCUCUGGACACCAGAAGUUUGAGAAUGGGAAGAUCGAGUGGAGCUCUGAGAUGCCCAUCUCCUGCAGCCUGUCCAAGGGUCUGCAGAGCCUCCUGACGCCGGUGCUGGCCAAUAUCCUGGAAGCGGAUCAGGAGAAGUGCUGGGGGUUUGAUCAGUUCUUCGCGGAGACCAGCGACAUCUUACACCGCAUCGUGGUUUACGUCUUUAGUCUGCAGCAGGCCACGCUGCACCACGUCUACAUACACACUUACAACACAGCGAACCUCUUCCAGGAGCUGCUCUUCAGACGCACCAACAUCACUCCAUCCCAUCAGGAGCUGCUGUACGAGGGCCGACGCCUCGUGCUCGACCCCAACCGGCAGGCCCAGACCUUCCCCAAGACCUCCAGAGACAAUCCCAUCAUGCUCCUGUGCAGAGACCCCGUCAACACCGUGGGCCUGCUGUUCGAGGACCCCAGUCCACCCAAAGUACAGCCACGCUACGACCUGGACCUGGACGCCAGCUACGCCAAGACGUUCGCAGGUGAUGUGGGAUACCUGUGGAAAACAUCAGAUUCUCUGCUUCUGUACCAGGAGCUGGUGAGGAAAGGAGUCCGAGGCCUGAAUGAGCUGAUCAGAGAUGAGUACAGUGAGACGAUGCACAAGAAGACGGAGGUGCUCCACCUGUGCAGCCACUGCAGCCAGACACUGGAGCGCAGCGAACAACUCUGUGAGGCGCUGAUGCAGGGAAAUAUCCUGUCAGCCGAGUACGAUGAGAUCCGGGACACGAGGAAGAAGGUGCUGCGGCUCUCAGGCUCUCUGGCCUCUAUGGAUCAGACUCUGCAGGACAUCAACAGCAUGUUCCUGCCUGGAGGAAGCCUGACCGACACCUGGACGCAGCAGGUGGGAACACACCCUGAGGACCGCAAUGUGGAGAAGAUCAAGGUCCUGCUGGACGCCAUCGGGGCCAUUUACCAGCAAUUCAAGAAGGACAAGGCGGAGCGACGUCUGCCCUAUAAUGAAGAGCAGAUCCACAAGUUUGACAAGCAGAAGCUGGUUCUUCACGCCACUAAAGCGCGAGCUCUGUUCACAGACGAGUGUGCCAUGAAGUAUCGCCUCUUCAUCUCCAAGAGUGAGGAGUGGAUGAAGAAGUUCCAUCACGUGCGGAAGCAUCUCCUGUCUCUGACUGGUCAGUUCAGCAGCCUGGAGCAGGAAGUGACUCUCCUCAUGCAGCGCCUGUAUAAGCUCCUGGAGCAGUUCCCACAGAAGGUGGUCCCGAUGGCAUCUGGGGUCCUGAAGCCGCAGGCGUAUCUGAGCCCCAGCACACUGGUGGAGAUGACCCUUGGGAUGAAGAAGCUGAAGGAGGAGAUGGAGGGAGUAGUGAAGGAGCUGGCAGAGAACAACCUGUUUCUGGAGAGGUUUGGCUCACUGACGGUGGAUGGAGGAAUGAGGACAGUGGAGCGGAUGUGACAUGUACACACUCACAUACACUCAUACACACACAGACACACACACACACACUUUUACAUACACACACACACACUCUGUCUGCCUCUUGUACAUAUGGACAGUCUGUAUAUACUCUCUCUCUGUCUCUCUCUCUCUCUCUCUCUCUCUCUCUCUC
Messenger RNA from Danio aesculapii, 2456 nucleotides. It is a transcript of the gene tbk1, whose product is annotated as TANK-binding kinase 1. NCBI's taxonomy places the organism in Eukaryota, Metazoa, Chordata, Actinopteri, Cypriniformes, Danionidae. Gene Ontology annotation, molecular function: protein serine/threonine kinase activity; ATP binding. The record is from RefSeq and is a predicted model, not a curated record. Gene Ontology annotation, cellular component: cytoplasm. Gene Ontology annotation, biological process: peptidyl-serine phosphorylation. Bases 119 to 2302 code for a protein of 727 amino acids. The transcript is spliced from 21 exons.